AUGGAAAAAGAUUUUAAUUUAAUUGAAAAAAAUAAUCUAAAUGAAGAAAUAAAUAAUUUAAAAAAUGAAAAUAUCAAAUAUAUGGAAACUCACCAAGAAUUAAAAGACUUAUUGAAUGAUUUUAUUUCUUCAAUUUUAUUACAUACUCCAGAUGACAUUUUUAAAUAUGCCAAUGAAUAUUUUUCCUACUUUAAAAAAAAUUGA
Molecule: messenger RNA, 204 nt
Organism: Plasmodium gallinaceum
Lineage: Eukaryota; Apicomplexa; Aconoidasida; Haemosporida; Plasmodiidae
Product: conserved Plasmodium protein, unknown function
Exons: 3
Coding region: 1-204 (67 amino acids)
Source: RefSeq, a predicted model, not a curated record